Dermacentor andersoni is the source of this 804-nucleotide messenger RNA. RefSeq lists its product as uncharacterized. Lineage: Eukaryota; Metazoa; Arthropoda; Arachnida; Ixodida; Ixodidae. The record is from RefSeq and is a predicted model, not a curated record. Gene Ontology annotation, cellular component: plasma membrane. Gene Ontology annotation, molecular function: protein binding.
CUUUAAUUGUCUUUCAGAACACACCACGUUUUCUACCGAAGAGGAUAGCAUAACACCAGCGACGAGUACUGAGCCGCCUAGUACUCUGCCAUCGGAAAUGCCGAUCAAGUGCACCCAUGGCGAGUUCGACUGUGGAGAUGGCAUCACCUGUAUCCCGUCUUUAUUGUGGUGCGACGGCAUAAGAGAUUGUCCAAAUGGACUCGACGAGGACUGCAGUGCCACGACCAUGUGCAAAGAAAAUGAGUUCCACUGCCCAAGCCGAUCUCCCAGCGAUUGUCUUCCAAGUUUAUUCCUCUGCGAUGGUACUGAUGACUGCCUAGCAGGUGCGGACGAGUCUCUUUGCGAAGUGUGCCCUGAUUCCUUCUGCCUAAAUGACGGCACUUGCUCUUGGACGCUGCAACACCGGAGUCCUGUGUGCAACUGUUCCGAAGGCUAUAAAGGAAGCCGCUGCCAGCUGCUUGCAACUAGUGUUUCAGCAGAACCGGACAGACUCAGAGUGGCCCGCAGUUCUGCUUCUAUUGUAGCCGGCGUCUUGGUAGCGGUGGCUCUUGCUGCAGUCGGAGUGGUAACAGCAGUGGUUGUUAGCAGGAAAAGACGUGCAGCACAAAAUCCACGGUUACUCUAUAAUGCAGCAUCAUAUGAUGUUACGACUGAGGAAACACAGUUUCGUGAAUGACAGAGAAUCUCGCCUAUAGCAGCAUUACAAAAGGAAGGCCUACCCCUGCCUUUGCCUGCAAGGACAUUUUCGGUGUUUGAAAGCACAGUUAUUUAUUUUUACAAAUAAAGAUCUGCAGUGUGACUUUU